CCUCUACUCCGCCGCCAACAGCCUAACGCUCUGCAUGCCACUCUGCAGCUCCUAAUAUAGACCCAACUGGUUUGAAGGAGAGGGUAACAAACCAAACAGUCCCUGUCAUUCGAGACCUUUUUGUUCAUGGACAAGCAGGAUAAUGGAGCCUCUUUCACAGGUGUCGUGUUCACCAGAGGAGCCGAAGGUGAAGAAACAAGGUUUGUUUACAAGGGCCACUCUGUUGCAGUUGUGCACAUGCAGGCAUUUGUACAUUUCUUGGUAUGUGUUAGUGCAUCACAUAUUGUAUGCAUGCGUCUGUCUCCACGCUGAUGAACCGCUGUGGGUUCUCCCAGAGGCUGAUACCACGGUCUACCUCAACUUCAUGAAAAGUCACACUUGCUACGACGCCAUUCCAAUCAGCUGCAAACUGGUUAUAUUUGAUACAACAUUACAGGUAUUCCAGCCCAGGGAGGUCGGACCACAUUCCUCUUUCCUGUUCUUGCAGCCGAAGCAGCACAUUAAGAUCAAGAUCAGAGGAAUAAAAGUGAAAAAGGCCUUUUUUGCCCUGGUGGCAAAUGGCUUGAGGGCUGCCCCUCUCUGGGACAGCAAGCUGCAGAGGUUUGUGGGUAUGCUGACUAUUACUGAUUUCAUCAACAUACUCCAUUGUUAUUACAAGUCACCAAUGGUCCAAAUGUAUGGACUGGAGAGCCAUAAGAUUGAAACAUGGAGAGGUGAUUCCCUUCAAAAUGUGUACUUAAAGUCUCCAACUCAGUUCCUUAUCAGUAUUUCUCCGCAGGCCAGCCUCUUCGAUGCCAUCUAUUCCUUACUCAGAUACAAGAUCCACAGGCUGCCUGUCAUCGACCCGGAGUCGGGAAACGUUCUGCACAUCCUGACCCACAAGCGAAUCCUCAAGUUCCUGCACAUAUUUGGAAAAAAUUUGCCCAAGCCUGCAUUUCUAAAGAGGCCUGUCCAGGAGCUGGGCAUAGGGACGUUCAGGAACAUUGCUACAGUCCACCAAACAUCAUCGCUUUAUGAAGCCCUGUCCAUAUUUGUGGAGCGGCGAGUGUCGGCACUCCCUGUGGUGGAUGGGCAAAGCAAAGUGGUGGCGCUCUACUCAAGAUUUGAUGUCAUCAAUCUGGCAGCCCAGAAGACCUAUAACAACCUGGACAUGACGAUGGAGGAAGCCAUUCGAAGACGCACGUGUUGCGUUGAGGGUGUGAUGAAGUGCUAUCCAGAUGAAUCUUUAGAAACGGUCAUAGAUCGGAUAGUUAAAGCAGAGGUCCACCGGCUGGUUCUGGUGGACAGGUUGGACGUCGUGAAGGGCAUUAUCUCUCUGUCUGACCUCCUGCAGGCUUUGGUCCUUACACCUGCAGGGAUCGAUGCUCUUCUAUCCUAGGAGGAAAUAAAAGAAGUUCCUCUUUUCUGCCUUUGCAGGCUUGACGUCUGGCAAUGUGCAAAAGCAGAGAAUGACUGAAAGCAGAGAAGAUUACCAGGCGAUGCCGUUUACAGUAAGAUGAUGAGUGUCUCCAAUCCCAUCUCUCAUGAGGCUCCMCACRCUGACUCAGUUUGCAUAACGUGAUCAAUAAUUUUACUCACUGUAAUCCUGUGUUUGUAUUAAAUACAUGUGAACAGAUC
Messenger RNA from Poecilia reticulata (guppy), 1617 nucleotides. RefSeq names its product protein kinase, AMP-activated, gamma 3a non-catalytic subunit (gene prkag3a). Gene Ontology annotation, cellular component: nucleus; nucleotide-activated protein kinase complex; cytoplasm. The record is from RefSeq and is a predicted model, not a curated record. Lineage: Eukaryota; Metazoa; Chordata; Actinopteri; Cyprinodontiformes; Poeciliidae. Gene Ontology annotation, molecular function: AMP binding; protein kinase regulator activity; protein kinase binding. Gene Ontology annotation, biological process: protein phosphorylation; regulation of catalytic activity.